This is a messenger RNA of Ambispora gerdemannii, 1482 nucleotides long. The record is from the annotation of a GenBank genome assembly. Lineage: Eukaryota; Fungi; Glomeromycota; Glomeromycetes; Archaeosporales; Ambisporaceae.
AUGGCAUACACUGAUAAUAUAAAGACAAACCUCGAAUGGAUCUCUUCCCUUUCUUUGGAUCAUCCUGUGAAAAAUAUUCGAAAGACCUCGAUUAUUUGCACUAUUGGUCCAAAAACUAAUAGUGUUGAAAUGAUUACAGCUUUACGUAAUGCUGGUAUGAAUAUCGUCCGUCUUAACUUCUCCCACGGCUCUUAUGAGUAUCACAGCUCAGUUAUUAAUAAUGUCCGCGAAAAUGCAAGAUUACACCCUGGUCGACCUCUAGCCAUUGCCCUAGACACGAAAGGGCCAGAAAUUCGAACAGGUUUGAUGCGAAAUAAUGAGGAGCUUCCGAUCAGUGUUGGCCAUGAAAUGAUUUUCAGCACAAACAAGAAAUACGCGGAAAUUUGUGAUCUAAAUGUUAUGUACGUCGAUUACUCAAAUUUACCAAAGGUUAUUAAUAAAGGAAAGAUCAUCUAUGUGGACGAUGGUGUCCUCUCAUUUGAAGUAAUUGAAAUUGGAGAAGAUGAAGUGAAAGUUCGCGCGUUGAAUAAUGGGAAACUGUGUAGCAAGAAAGGAGUCAAUUUACCAAUGACUUCAGUUGACUUGCCAGCACUUUCCGAAAAAGACAAAGCAGAUUUAAAAUUUGGCGUUGAACAAGACGUUGAUAUGGUGUUUGCUUCGUUUAUUCGAAACGGACAAGAUAUUCGGGAUAUAAGAGAAGUUUUAGGGGAGAAGGGAAAGACCAUCAAAGUCAUCGCUAAAAUUGAAAAUUAUCAAGGUCUCGUAAAUUUUGAUGAAAUUUUGGUCGAGACAGAUGGUGUAAUGGUCGCUCGUGGUGAUCUUGGUAUUGAAAUUCCUCCUUCACAAGUUUUUGUUGCACAAAAGAUGAUAAUUGCCAAAUGUAAUAUUGUUGGGAAACCUGUUGUCUGUGAUGUCGCUAAUGCGGUUCUUGAUGGUGCUGAUUGCGUCAUGUUAUCGGGUGAAACGGCGAAAGGCGCAUAUCCAAUUGAAACUGUGCAUAUGAUGCAAGAGACGUGUAUCAUCGCCGAGUCUGUGAUUUGUUAUCCGCCACUAUUUAAUGAACUUCGUGCGUUAACAGCCCUACCUGCCGACACCACCGAAACUGUCGCGUCUUCUGCUGUAUCUGCGGCUCAUGAGCAAAAUGCUGGCUGCAUUCUUGUCUUAUCGACUUCUGGCACCUCUGCGCGUCUGGUUUCUAAAUAUCGGCCACGUUGCCCCAUUAUAACAGUUACAAGAAAUGCGCAAACAGCGCGUCAAAUUCAUCUUUAUCGUGGCUGCUAUCCAUUUAUUUAUGAUGUGCCACCACCUUCCGAUGCUAUAAAAGAUGGUUGGCAAGAAGAUGUAGAGAAUAGAAUUCGUUGGGGUAUUCGACAUGCAAAAUUUUUGAAUAUCUUAAAAAGUGGAGAUCCGGUCAUUGCAAUUCAAGGAUGGAAAGGCGGUCUUGGGAACACUAAUACACUUCGUAUACUAAGUACACCAUGA